AUGUUCAGACGCUCUUCUUUUCGUCCAGUAAGUAAAUUUGCCUCUGCAUAUUACGUUUAGGAAGAUAACAAUGUGAAUGUAAACACUCCCAUAAAUUUCAUCAGAUCAACGGAAGUAAGUGUCUUUGCUUUUUAGACAGUAACGUCGUUUUCCAGAGUUGCAAAGGAGAAGGUGUCCCUGUAUAUGGAGGGAAAGACUUCUAUUUGAGUCCAAGGGAAGCUCAAGAUGUGGAUAACUACUUGAGGAUACUGGAGAAGAAGAAACAAAUGGAACCGGACUUCCUCCGUGGACGAGCAGUGGAGCCUAGAAUGAGAGAAUUACUGGUCGAUUGGGUACUAAAUGUUUGUGCCGUCCAAAUAAAGUGCAGCCAGGAAGCGUGGACCUUGACGAUCAAUCUGACCGACCGAUGUUGUGUUCUGAUGGAUGUGAACAAAUCCAAUUAUCAGUUGAUUGCCGUCACUUGCCUCUACAUUGCUUUGAAAUACGAGGAAGUUGUCGUCCCUCACAUUAAGGACAUCGCGUAUUUCGGUGGAAGACAAUGUACAAGUGAGAAUGUUCUUGCAACAGAAUUGCAGGUAGGCGUUAAAUCUACAAUAAUAUUGUGUUUUAGGUCCUUAAAGCCUUGAAAUUUAACCUUCACUUUGCAUAUCCAUGCCAUUUUCUGAGGAAACUGAGGGCAUUCGCCCAACUACCUUCCGAUGACACCAAGAAAGUCUACGCUCUGGCCCAACUGUUUGCAGAUUGUGGUAUGAUCGUUUAUCAUACAUCUCAAUGGCUUCCUUCGGAGUUGGCUGUCGGUUCUUACUCCUUGAGUUGCUUUGUGCUGGGGGUAACAUUCAACGAUUACUUAUUCAAGGCCUCCAACAAGACCGCUGCAGAAAUCGAGAAGUUGGCUGUUGGAGUCGCGGCCGCCGUGAUGAGGGUGAGGAAAUCAGGACAGUGCAAAAGCGUGGCGCAGAAGUAUCGGAACAGUUCAAUCAUCCACAACUACAACAAUAUUCAACAAACCCUAAUCAAGUUCAUGGAGAAAUCAAAACCCGCACUAUCGUCAACCAUUUGUUAG
This is a messenger RNA of Bursaphelenchus xylophilus (pine wood nematode), 1063 nucleotides long. The record is from the annotation of a GenBank genome assembly. Lineage: Eukaryota; Metazoa; Nematoda; Chromadorea; Rhabditida; Aphelenchoididae.